Molecule: messenger RNA, 3792 nt
Organism: Topomyia yanbarensis
Lineage: Eukaryota; Metazoa; Arthropoda; Insecta; Diptera; Culicidae
Exons: 2
Coding region: 1-3792 (1263 amino acids)
Source: RefSeq, a predicted model, not a curated record
AUGGAUGCUCUUAAGCUGAGAUUUGGACAGCCGCGGUUCGUCAUCCAGUCACUGAGGGAGAAAAUUCUCGCCAUGCCGCCGGUAAAGCCCGACUCAAUCAACAAAAUGAUUGAUUUCGCACUAGCGGUGCAAAACCUUGAAGCAACCAUCGAUGCGUGCGGUCAGAAAGAACUUUUGCGAGAUUCGUCCUUGCUGAUUGACUUGGUUGGAAAACUUCCGGCCUCAAUGAAGUUGGAGUGGGCGAGAUACACGCGAUGCUUACGAAAGAUCAGCUUAACCGGUUUCAGUAAAUGGGUUUACGGCAUGGCUGAGGAUGCAUGCUUGGUAGCUGAACCAGUCAGGAAUCAGGAUACGCAGCAAAACCAUGAGCUACGCAGAAAGUCAAAGGCUUUCCUGAACACUCACGCCGAACAGCAGAGUUGGAGAAAAGAAGAUACACUCGUGUCAGGCAGUAGCCUACCGAAGAUGACGACUGCUUUAAAGAAAAAGGUGUACACUCAUCAGUGUAUAGUCUGCAAAGGAACUUGCGCUUCCUUUGCAAAGUGCAAGCGGUUCCUGGAUCUAUCCUAUGAUGGAAGGUGGGCAACAAUCCGCGAAGCAAGAAUUUGUCGGAAAUGUUUGAAGCAGCACAAAGGGGGAUGUGAAUCAAAGGAUUGCGGAGUGAACGGUUGCACCUACAAACAUCACCCCCUGCUGCAUAAGGAGCUGAAUGCAGAGACGUCACCGAUUGGGAGACCACAGCGUGAAGAACAGUCGUGUAACACUCAUCAAUCUGGUUCAAGUUCCGUUUUGUUCCGAUAUGUCCCGGUCGUAGUUUACGGUAGUGGGAUCGUGAUACACUGCUACGCCUUUCUGGAUGAUGGAUCCUCGAAGACGUUUAUGGACGAGGAACUGGCUAAGGAGCUAAAUCUCUCUGGCGAACGCCACCCACUCUGUCUCAAAUGGACUGGGGGUCUACAUCGUUCAGAAGACGAUUCGCGCAGCGUUCAAUUCGAUAUUUCCGGAUUAAAAGGGAAACGGUUCCAUUUCGACGACGUUCGGACUGUGAAGGAACUACAACUACCAUGUCAAACGCUUGACGUUAAACAACUGCAGGCUGAAUACAAUUACUUGCGAGGCGUUCCUGUGCAGUCCUACCGGGAUGUUCGGCCACGGCUUCUGAUAGGUGUUCAACACGCAAAUGCCACGCUUGUAAGAAAGAGCCGCGAAGGCAAGGUUGGCGAUCCAAUUGCUAUUAAAACUAAUCUUGGCUGGGCGAUCUACGGAGGUGCUCCAGUUCAUCAACCUAUGAGUUUGGUGCACUAUACGUAUCAUGUUUCAUGCUGUGAUCAUGAAACUGAAAACAAUUCAGAUACACAUUUGAACCGCGCGAUGAAAGAGUAUUUCUCUUUGGAAAGCUUUGGCAUCAUGUCACCGGUCAAACAGGUCCGUUCUCUUGAAGAUGAGCGUGCUAUGAGCCUUCUGUGUGAGCGUACCCACUUUGACGGCGUCAGAUAUACAACGGGAUUGCUAUGGAGACACGAAGAUGUGCAACUACCUGGCAACAAAGCGAUGGCGCUUAAACGCUUCAACCUCCUUGAACGUCGUAUGGAAAAAGAUCCCGAUCUAGCACGGAUGAUGAAGGAGAAGCUGACCGAUUAUCUGGCGAAGGGCUACGUACGUAAGCUGACUACCCAAGAAUUGACAGAAAGUCACGAGCGUGUCUGGUAUUUGCCUGUCUUCCCUGUAACUAAUUCAAACAAACCAGGGAAGGUCAGACUAGUUUGGGAUGCAGCGGCUACAACAUGUGGAAUAUCACUGAACUCUGCAUUGCUCGCUGGACCAGAUUUGAUGGAACCGCUGAUACACGUCUUAUACAGAUUUCGCCAGAGCCGUUUUGCGAUAUGUGGUGACAUACGCGAAAUGUUUCACCAGGUGGCUAUUCGCAUUGAAGACCAACAUUGUCAGCGCUUCUUUAUGAGAGACGAGGCGGACCGUAACGAACCCAGCACCUACGUUAUGCAGGUGAUGACAUUUGGUGCAUCCUGCUCACCAACAACCGCGCAGUUUGUCAAAAAUAGAAAUGCAGAACGCUUUAGCAAACCGUAUCCAGCUGCCACAAGAGCAAUUAUACGGUGCACAUACGUCGAUGAUAUGUUGAGCAGCACAGAAACGGAGCAGGAAGCUAUCGAUUUGGCGAAAUCUGUCUGGUUCAUUCACAAUCAGGGCGGAUUUGAAAUCCGAAAUUGGAUGUCCAAUUCACCAGUUGUCCUGAAAGCGCUUUGCGGUGAUCAAAGUACUGAGAAGAGUCUUGACCUAACGUCAACCCUCGCUACCGAGAAGGUCCUUGGUAUGUGGUGGUGCACAAAGACUGAUUGCUUCACCUACAAGUUAAAUAGGGCGAGGCUAAGAGAAGACUUGCUAGGAGGCAAGUGUUUUCCCACAAAACGCGAAGUGCUCCGGACCAUGAUGACAAUCUACGAUCCGUUGGGUUUAAUUGCACAUUAUCUCAUGUACCUAAAGGUCUUAUUGCAGGAGAUUUGGCGGACGGGUGUAAACUGGGAUGAGAAGGUGAAUCAAACGAGUUUCGACAAAUGGCAGACAUGGCUGAAGCUCCUCCCAGAGAUCGAAAAUCUGCAAAUACCAAGGUGUUAUCGACUUCGAAUGUCAAUCGAAGGACUUACAAGUGUUCAACUACACACCUUCGUUGAUGCCAGCGAAAACGGCAUGGCAGCUGUAGCAUAUCUCCGAUUUGAAGCAAAGGGUACAGUAGAAUGCUCGUUAGUUGCCGCAAAAACCCGUGUUGCUCCACUCAAGUACCUUACUAUCCCUAGACUGGAGCUUCAAGCGUCACUUAUGGGUGCCAGGUUAGCGCAUUCUAUCAUCCAAGGACUCGAUAUUGAUGUUUCUCAGUGUGUUUUUUGGACAGAUUCAAGGAACGCUCUCUCGUGGAUAUGUGCAGAUCACCGUAGGUAUAGUCAGUUUGUGGCUGCUCGGGUCAGUGAGAUUUUAGACCUGACAAACGCUUCUGACUGGAGAUGGGUUCCCACUAAAUCGAACGUGGCCGACGAAGGAACUAAAUGGCAGCGACGCCCUUCGUUCACUAGUGAGAGUAGGUGGUUCCACGGACCUGAAUUUCUUUGGAAGCAAGCAGAAGAGUGGCCAAUUACGCCCGUUAGAACGGAGGAGACUGCUGAGGAAUUGCGUGCCGCCGUUCACAUUCAUCACACAGCAGCAAAACCGGAGUUUCCAGUGAAUAAGUUUCGUGAUUGGAAAAGGUUAAUCCGAACUACAGCGUAUGUUUUCCGAUUUCUUAAUAAUGUUCGACCGAUGAAAUUUUCUCGAAUCUGCGACGGUUUGACUAGCGAGGAAAUUCACGAAGCCGAAAACUUUCAUAUUCGUAUUGCGCAGCAAACCAAAUUUCAUGAAGAGUUUUCGAUUCUUCGUCGCAAAGGCGAUAACGCCACGCUCCCUAAACGAAGCUCUCUGUUUAAAUUGGUCCCAUUCAUCGAUGAGCAAGGAUUACUACGCAUGAAAGGCAGAACGGGAGCAUGCGAAUACAUCUCGCCAGAUACCAUCAAUCCCAUCAUUCUUCCGCGCGACCACACGAUAACAUACUUAAUUGUACGAAGCUACCACGACAAGUUUCACCAUCACAAUCAUGAAUCGGUCAUCAACGAAGUCCGUCAGAGAUUCUGCAUCAGUCGAUUGCGCCGAGUGUAUGCCAAAGCUGGCCGCCUUCGUCCGUCCGUUUACUCACACAGGGAUAGACUAUUUCGGUCCGAUGGAGGUGUCUAUUGGGAGAAGGGUUGA